Messenger RNA from Lepidothrix coronata (blue-crowned manakin), 655 nucleotides. Its product is annotated as calmodulin, striated muscle. Gene Ontology annotation, molecular function: enzyme regulator activity; calcium ion binding. The coding region runs from base 1 to 450 and encodes 149 amino acids. The transcript has 2 exons. Lineage: Eukaryota; Metazoa; Chordata; Aves; Passeriformes; Pipridae. The record is from RefSeq and is a predicted model, not a curated record.
AUGGCCGAGCGGCUGUCGGAGGAGAAGAUCGCCGAGUUCAAGGAGGCCUUUUCCCUCUUCGACCGGGACGGCGACGGCUCCAUCACCACGCGGGAGCUCGGCACCGUCAUGCGCUCGCUGGGCCAGAACCCCACCGAGGCCGAGCUGCGGGACAUGGUGGGCGAGGUGGACACCGACGGCAGCGGCACCGUCGACUUCCCGGAGUUCCUGUCGCUGAUGGCCAGGAGGAUGCGGGACACGGACGGCGAGGAGGAGAUCCGGGAGGCCUUCCGAGUCUUCGACAAGGACGGCAACGGCUACAUCAGCGCGGCCGAGCUGCGGCACGUGAUGACCAACCUGGGCGAGAAGCUGACGGACGAGGAGGUGGACGAGAUGAUCCGCGAGGCCGACUGCAACAACGACGGGCAGGUCAACUACGAGGAGUUCGUCAGGAUGAUGACGGAGAAGUGAUUCCUGGCCCGACUCCGGCCCCGCAGGGAGCGGAGGUUUCCCCGAGCCCCUCCAACCCCUCCCGCCUUCUCCACACCAUUCCAGGCUGGAAAAAUCUCCCCCCACACCAUUCCAGGCUGGAAAAAUCCUCUUUGGUCCCGGUUGGAAUGUUGGCAAGCAGGGUCUCCGUUGGAUACGGGUGGGAGGGGGACUGGGAUGCAGCUGG